CACUUCCACCCCUGUCCCAUCGUCCUGGUGGAACGCGCCCUCACGUAAGCGCUUUGUAGUAAAAUAACAGACCCCCUUAGUAAAUAAAAAUGAAACAGACCCAUUUUGGUAAUUAAUUUGUAAAAGGGACCCAAUUUGAUGAUUUUACCCAUGUUUUGUGGCUGAGAACAGUUUAAUUGUAGAGAGAGAGCAACCAUACCUCGAGAAGGUUUAGAAGGGUGCAAGCGAAACACAGAGCAAUGAACAAUAUCAAUGAUUAUGCAGAAUCCCUCUUUCAGAUGUGCUCAGAAAAUGGUGCGGGGCCAGAAAGAGAUGAGCUUGAUUUUGAGUUUUUGGGAAACAAAAUAGGAGAGCCUUAUUUGAUUCAGACUAAUGUAUACAAGAAUGAAACUCGUGGCCAUAAGAUGAGGCACAUGCUUUGGUUUGACCCCACAGAGGACUACCACACCUAUUCCAUUCAGCAAGAAUUAGAAUGAGAUCAUGUUAAAGAGGCAUUUGCUUAGUUGAUUCUAACUAAUUAACUACUAUAUAAUUUUAAUUUUUGGAGUUAUUUGCUGCUAGCUAGGGGACUUAUUAGAGAAUAAUUGAACAUGAACAUGUCAUUUGAACCUUAUGAUCAAAAUUGAAAUAUCUUGAUUAUUUUCUCAA
This is a messenger RNA of Glycine soja, 648 nucleotides long. Its product is annotated as probable xyloglucan endotransglucosylase/hydrolase protein 8. Bases 240 to 476 code for a protein of 78 amino acids. The transcript is spliced from 2 exons. Gene Ontology annotation, biological process: carbohydrate metabolic process. The record is from RefSeq and is a predicted model, not a curated record. Lineage: Eukaryota; Viridiplantae; Streptophyta; Magnoliopsida; Fabales; Fabaceae. Gene Ontology annotation, molecular function: hydrolase activity, hydrolyzing O-glycosyl compounds.